AUGUCUCCCCAUAGUCCGACAAAAAGCAAUGGCCAACGUGUUGAGAAGAAAACACGUUUUGAAGAUAGUAGUAGUCCCAAUGAAAGCUCGCCCAUACAGCUGGAUGACGAGGAAGAGCCAUCUAAAUACAUCAACCACGAAAUCAAGCUCGAGGAGCACCUUAACUACCCACAGACCAAUGACUCAGUCAAAAGUUGGCCAAUACUAAGAUCAAAAUCACUCCCAAUCGGAAAAUGGAGGUCUAACACAGAAUCCAGGUUGUCAAUUCCCAUCACCCGAUCUAAAAGUGAAGCAAGAGAGAAGAGAUCUGAACACGAAGAUAAUCUGAAAACAGAGACAGUAGUAUUCGAUAACGAAUUCAAGUGGAAAUAUCCGAAAGUAAAACUGAAUUCAUCAGUAGUCCAGCCUCUAACUGUUUCCUCUUUUGAAGAUGGAAGUUCAGAACCGGUUACAGGACCUGUAAGCUCUUUGGCAAAUUCAAAUAAAGCUAAAAGCCUGGAUAUAAAGGCUGCUAGUGCCAAAGCCGAAUCAAACAACAAUGUGAACUCAGCUAAUAUGGAUUAUGAAACGCUAGCUUUUCUCAACCACCCAAACAGUCGGGUUCCUGAAGUAGGAGUUGGACCUUCAAAAAAUUUUAUGACAUCCCCUAUAGCUGAAACUGGCAACACGAACAAAGACAUACCAGCAAAGUUUGACCAACCUACUGAUAGCUCAAAGGAAACCGUUGGUCUUAAACUACUGGACACUUCGACUUCUGAUGUCAUGUUUGGCUCUUCUGUUCACUCCGCGUAUCAAAAAACUGAGACAAAAGAAUACUCAAAUGAGGUCGGAAAUGAAACGGCCUCUUUUGCACCCAGUAGCAUCUACUCUGAAAAGGCUGGCAAAUACAGAGAGCAUGGAAGCUGGAAGAGCCCGUUUUACGUAGGAUGUAUCCUCGUCUUACUUGGUUCGUUAAUCGCUUCUCUAGCAAUAUUGGUGCCAUUAGUGACGGAACUAAUCGGCGGAACAACCACGACUAUCUUCAACUAUAUGAACAGGGUAUCACCAACGGAGAGGCAGAAACUUAUUGAUCAGUUGAUUUCGCAUUAUAACUUAUCUACAACCAAUACUUCUUUCUCAGUUUCUCCAAAAAUAAUGAUCCAGAUUCCACCUGCAAAUAACUUUACCCAGGAUGAAACUCAGAAUUCGUAUGCAGGUCUAAACAAAAAAUUCCAUAAUAAUACAGAAUUGAAAAGCUUAAUGUCAGACAAAAGGCUGCAGAAAUCAAUUUAUGGAGUCAAUUACGCACCAAGAGGAUCCUUACAACCAAUGUGUGGUGUAAAUUAUGACCAGGUUGUUUUAGAUUUGGGUGUUCUAUCAAUGGUGACUUCGAGACUAAAACUGUAUGGCUUACAAUGUCAACAGGCUGCUUAUGUUUUGGAUGUAAUUCAGGAUAUGGGCCUCAACAUGACGGUAUCGAUUGGCGUUUGGUUAAAUAGUGAUAGACAAUCAAAUGAAAAUCAGAUAUCAGACCUCCAAAAGAUCCUGCUUAAAGUCAGAAGGGAUCAGAUUGAUACUAUCUUUGUUGGCAAUGAAGUCCUAUGGAGGCACGAGUUGUCUACUGAUGCACUGUUUCAAUAUAUUAAGCAAGUUAAGAGAAUCGUUCAACAAUUGGGAUGGUAUGACCUACCAGUGGGAACCAAUGAACAUUACUCAUGUGUGAAAGAGGACUGGGCUGACCAAUUAGACAUUCUCGGAGUAAAUUUACACCCUUUUUUCAAUGGAACUACCGCAAAAAUAGCUCCAGGUUGGGUAAAUAGCACUUUGUACAAUAUCUGUUCUACAAAAUCUUGCAUGGAAAAAAUUGUUAUUGGGGAAACAGGUUGGCCCUAUCAAGGGGGGAGUUUCAUUGAUGCAAUAGCAAAAAAGAAAAACUAUGAUUUGUACCUUAAAGGCUUUAGUGCGUUGGCACGGCAUCUCAAGAUCCCUUGGUACUGGUUUGAAGCCUUCGAUGAACCUUGGAAAAAGAUAUAUGAAAACGGGGAAAAUAAAUGGGAAACUGAAUGGGGUCUAUUCACAGUCGAUAGAAAACUCAAAGAGGGUGUUAAAUUGCCAAAAUAUUAG
This is a messenger RNA of Komagataella phaffii GS115, 2103 nucleotides long. Its product is annotated as glycosyl hydrolase. The transcript has a single exon. Bases 1 to 2103 code for a protein of 700 amino acids. The record is from RefSeq and is a predicted model, not a curated record. Gene Ontology annotation, molecular function: glucan endo-1,3-beta-D-glucosidase activity; 1,3-beta-glucanosyltransferase activity. Gene Ontology annotation, biological process: carbohydrate metabolic process; cell wall organization. NCBI's taxonomy places the organism in Eukaryota, Fungi, Ascomycota, Pichiomycetes, Pichiales, Pichiaceae. Gene Ontology annotation, cellular component: cell surface; fungal-type cell wall; extracellular region.